Molecule: messenger RNA, 8922 nt
Organism: Cataglyphis hispanica
Lineage: Eukaryota; Metazoa; Arthropoda; Insecta; Hymenoptera; Formicidae
Product: cyclin-T
Exons: 8
Coding region: 841-4929 (1362 amino acids)
Biological process (GO): positive regulation of DNA-templated transcription, elongation; regulation of transcription by RNA polymerase II
Cellular component (GO): cyclin/CDK positive transcription elongation factor complex; nucleus
Molecular function (GO): cyclin-dependent protein serine/threonine kinase activator activity
Source: RefSeq, a predicted model, not a curated record
CAGUCUGCGUCCACGUCGGAAAGUGCGUACUCGACUGCGAUCGCGCUGCCUUCGAGUAGCGACGAAACCCGAGUCAGAAGAGGACUCGCGGGGACGAACAUUCCUAAAAGAAGAUAAAGAAGAGAAGGAGAAGGUGCAGGAGGAAGACGACGACGACGUGAUCUCGACGCUGCGGCUUGUCCACGAGUUACGCAACGUGUAAUGCGACCGAUACAUGUUCGAUCGUCAGCGUUACAUUGUCACGUCGGGAUUGCAGGGAGGAGAGUCCGAUGACGAUGCGCCGUCUCGACGAAGUGCGACUGAGGUUAUGAGAGUGCAUUCUCGAUCAUCCCGCAUUUCAUAAAACGCGAAUCGAUAAUCCACAGGGAAUUCAUGCCUUACGUUCGUUUGACGACGGUGCUCCUGUCGUAAUUAAUGCUGCAUGCGUUCGCGAGAGAAACUAGCAAGGUGAUACGGAUUGGAAAGCAAUGGCGCGACAAGUUGGCAGCGAUUUCUAAGUUUUCAAUCCAAACUAAUCGUUUAUACGUAUCACGUGGUGUGAAACUGAAAAAAAAAACGCCAUUUGUGAGAAAAAAUUCUUUCCAUCACGAAGAUCCCUCUCUCGCGAGCAAGAACUAAGUUCGCCUCUGCAGUGUUUACGAUAUCGUGUAUCACUGCGGCGCCAUUUUGGAUCGCUCGAGCGAGCGACGUGACAUUAGACGGCGGAACGUAACUUUAGUAGUGCUUAUAUCGAGUGCUCGUCUUCGGAACUCCCUCUCCCCGCUAGCCCAUAUUCACACACGAUCGCGUGAAUCGUGUGUAUCGUUUACUCGAUCUCGAGUGAAUUGUGUGUACAUAUAAAUGGCGGCUGACGAACGAUGGUACUUUACGAGAGAGCAGCUUGCAAACACGCCGAGCAGAAGAUUCGGCAUCGACGGGGACAAGGAGCUGAGCUAUCGGCAGCAGGCGGCGAAUUUCAUCCAGGAUAUGGGACAAAGACUCGUGGUAUCACAAUUAUGUAUCAACACAGCCAUAGUUUACAUGCACAGGUUCUACGUGUUCCAUUCACUAACCCAGUUCCACAGAAAUGCUAUUGCUGUCGCGUCACUUUUUUUAGCUGCAAAAGUAGAAGAACAGCCAAGGAAAUUAGAACAUGUCAUCAAAAUGGCAUACAUGUGUCUUCACAGAGAUCAACCACCACCUGACAGUAGAUCUGAGCAAUUUCUUGAACAAGCUCAAGAUUUGGUGUUCAAUGAAAAUGCUCUUCUACAGACGUUAGGGUUUGAUGUUGCCAUUGAUCAUCCACACACUCAUGUUGUCAGAUGCUGUCAAUUAGUGAAAGCAAGCAAAGAAUUAGCUCAAACUUCAUACUUUAUGGCAUCUAACAGUCUACAUUUGACGACAAUGUGUCUGCAAUAUAAGCCCACAGUUGUUGCCUGCUUUUGUAUACAUCUCGCAUGUAAAUGGUCUAACUGGGAGAUACCUCAAAGUACUGAAGGAAGACAAUGGUUUUGGUAUGUAGAUAAGACUGUAACUGCAGAUUUACUUCAAGAACUCACAGAUGAGUUUCUGCACAUAUUCGACAAAUGUCCAUCAAGAUUGAAGAGGAAAAUUAUGAGUAUUUCUGCAAGUCAAAGUCCAAGCAUUCAUCAUCCAAGUCUACCGAAUUCUCCAUUUGAUACUGAACCGCGUAGAGUACAAUCUCCGGCAGUGCCGACUGACACUGCUGCUGCUGCUGUCGCUCAUUUAAUUCGUUCUCAUCACUCGGUGGAUAGUACUGCCACUGCUUCCGCUGCUCAUUCGAAUCGAGCCCAUCAUACAACAGACAACAUAGCCUCCACUUCUACCACUACCGCCUCCAUUGCUGCCAGUGCUCAUUCGAGUCGCUCUCAUCACGCGGCGGACGGCGCCGUCGCUCAUUUGAAUCGUUCUUCUCAUCAUACGACAGACGGUGCUAUCGCAGUCGGUCAUUCGAGUCGUUCUCAUCACACCCAACAGGAGAAACAGGAUGAGAAGAAAACCGGGGCCGCCGCGGGAAUAUCGACGUCGAGAGCGGCGACGAUGGAUUAUCGAGAAUAUCGUGAGAAAAAGGAACGUGAGCGUUUGGAGCGGGAAAAGGCAGUGGCAGCUGUGGCAGCUGUGGCAAUUGGUCACGUUGCCGAUCCUAAUAAGCCUCCUCACCAUUCGCAUCAUCAUAAGCCCAUGUCGAACGUAAGCGUGCCGAAUAAGCACCAGAUGCCGGUGCAAAAGAGCACGAGCCUUCAUCAUAAUCAUCAUCAUCGACCAGACAUGAAGGUCGGUCAACCGGUGCCACAGAGGCAUUCCGCCAGUGGUCAUCCUAGAGAACCUAAUCGCGAUUCCAAUAGGCAACGGUUAUCGAGAGAACAUAAUACUGGUGCAACAGGCACAAAUGUCAGUAUCGGGCAUUCGUCACACACUCACGCCAACUUAGACAAUUCUUUAUCUGAUUCUGUGUCUCAUCGAUCAGACGCCAGCAGUGCUACGCAAGAUUCUUCGGGAUAUGGCAGUUUGCAAGAGAAGAUAAGUAACAAUAACCAUAGUGGACAUAGACUGAACGCACUUGAUAGCAAACAUCAAGUGCAUGAUAAAAGAUUGUAUCGAGGAGAGGAUCCACGGCUCAAGUCUGCCAAAUAUCCAGAUAUAAAUAGAAUCGAGAAUCAACGACGAAAGACAGAAACAUUGGAACAAAGAUGCGAGGAAGUGCGGAAAUUGAUUGAGAAACCGUUGCCGCCACCGAAACAGGACAUGCCGUACCUGAUGAAUGCGCAGCAGAAACAACAGGCGCAUCACUCUAAAUACAAUCAGCAGCAGGAUAAGUCGCAAAAUAGUUCAUUCACGAGCGACACGAAGCACGUGGCGACUAUCAGUCAGAAUGCGCUUUCUCAGGAUGUAUCGCCGAGUGCUUUGUCAUCACAAAUGACGCAAAAGUCUGCGCCUGCUAAGGCGCAAAUAUACAAUCAACAUACUGCGCAGGGUGUGUCCCAGAUUCUUAAGGACACUAUCAAAAAUGGCAAUUCCCAGUCCUGUCUGAAUUUGAAUAACAUGGAUGAUCCAAAAUCGGAAAAACGACCGCGAACUAUUGUGCACGAGGAUCCCACCGAGAGGAAUUCUGUCGACAUACAGCAGAGCUCACAUUUGCAUACACCGCCUGGUAAGCACAAAUCUCUUUUCAGUCCAGAGACGCCAACCACGCCAAGAGAAUCGCAUAUUCAAGGUGCUGCAAAGCCUAAAUCAAAGCAAAAAAUGCCACUUUCCGCAGCCACGAAGGUGAAGGAACGCGUGUCGCCGUUCGCAAAUUCCCCGACUUCGCAAGACACGUCAGCGAUGAAACGAUCAUCCUCCAGCGAUGGGAUGACAUUCGCGCAUAAGAGAGUCCGUACAUCGAGUAUUAGCGAAAGCGAACAGCCUGUGAAAAAAAUCGAGAAAAAGAUGGAAGAUACAUCCAGUCUGGAGGCGAUGAAAAUGCUCGGCCGCGUACCCGACUUGAUACAACCAAUACGCGACAAUCCAUCAACGUCUAAUACCAGAAACAGCAGCGCAUCGUCUGUCAUUAAUGAUCUGAAGCCGCCGGAGCUCAUAAAACCGUUCGACUCGGAUCCACCGCGUUUCAAUGCGAUCGCGCAGCAAAAAACCUCGUCACUAAAUGUGCACACGCUGACAAACGGUAUGGAUCUUAAUGUGAUAAAGCACGAAUUUCCGGAACAACGCGUGAAAAGGGAACUCUUGGAGUUUUAUAUAGACAAGGAACAACCGACGCACAGGCCUUCGGAAAUGUCGUUGCAUUCUCACUUGCAGCCGAAACUCGAAUACUCGUCGCCGAUCAAAUCCGCGCAGAGUAUAAGUGCAUUACUUCAAGAACCAUUGGCGCCGAUGCCAUCGUUGUUACAGGGCCUGCAACAGGUUGGACAAAUACCUUCUCAGCAAGUGCACCAAGAACAACUACAGCAGCAUCAGCAACAAUCUGUUCAUCAUUCGUUGAUGGAUCAUCAGCUGCCAGUGACAACUCCUUGCUUGUCUAUACCGACCAUGAGUGAUAAUUUCACGUCAAUAGCUUCAACGGUCGAUAUCAGUGUUCUUUCCGACAGUGUGCCGAUGAUGCUGCCAAAUAACGAUAAUAAUGUGGCAGAACCGGCAAUGCCAACAAUCUCCGGACCAGUUCAGAUAAUUCCCUCGACUGAAGAGAAGCGAUCUGAACAUCACAAGAGUGAAAAAAAGAAGAAGAAGGAAAAACACAAGCACAAAGAUAAAGACAAGAGUAAAGAGAAACAUAAGCAUAAACAUAAGGACAAGGACAAGGACAGGCACCGGGAGAAAAAGGAGAGAAGUGAGGAGACAUCGGCAGCGGCGCCCAUUAAGAUUACGAUCCCUAAGGAUAAAUUGAACCUGAGCACGGAAACAUCGUCCACUAUGCUUAAUGCAGGUUCCAGCUCGUCGGAGAAUAAAAACAUAUCACCGCAGGGCACGGGCUUAAAGAUCAAGAUACCGAAGGAACGACUCAAGGGCACCGACAAUGUGUCUAAUUCGCCCGCGCAGCUACCAGUGGUACAAGGUUCGCUAAAGAUCAAAAUACGUACCGACGGUAUUUCCAGGAGUUCCGCGCCGCCGCCGACAUCGUCAUCGACGAACGGUUCGAGCAGCUCUGCCCAAUUUUCUUCCGAAUUAUCCACGAAUGAACCAACGACUCGGAAGCGUUUCGUCGAGAUGACCGGCAACAGUUCGGUGAUCCUCGGUAGCAGUUCCUCGUUGCCUACAACAAAGAAGCAGACGGUGAUGAUACCUGCGACGGGUUACGGCCAGAGCCACCGACCUGGAGAACGGCAGAACGGCAGACAUUAUAACUCCGGCAGCAAUAAUAAGGAAAGACACACGUCCAGCCAUCACAAAAGCGCCAACAAGCUAUCGCAAUCUCAGCAGUUCCAUGCGACGUAGUAUGCUGUUGGACUAAAUAAUAAGGGAGUGUUCCGAGUGAUCUGUCCACUUUGAAGAGGAAAGAGUGAGUGAAUUUCAAAUAGCGAAAGCUUAUUGAACAGACGGAUUUCGUCAAGAAAGAAAUAUGUAUCGAUAUAUCUUGGAAAUAUUUGAUGAAUAUCUGGGAGAUAUCAUCUGAUUUGCUAUACAAUCGAUUGUUUGCUUCAAUAAGGAUUACCUCUUCACUCCAUCGUUCUCUUUCCCACCUUCUCUUUUCGUUUAUACAUUUUUUCACUUUCUUUUUCGAAAGAAAACUUGUACAGUUAUCGCAAAGUAAUUAGAAAUAUUUUACAUUAGCUGAAAUUUUUAAAGAAAUGACAAAACGUUGUGAAAUAAAAAAUAUGAAUAAGAAAGGUAAAAAUUAUAAUGAGCCAGAUAUUAAUUCGUUCAUGAUUACGAAUAAUGUUUUCAUUCACUUGUCUUUCUUUCACUUAUACAGUAAAUAUGUUAUAAUUGAAUAUUGAUCCUUAAACGGAGAUGAUCCUUGUUGAUUUGCAAGACUGAGAACGAUGUUCCAUCGCGCGUCAUGUUCCUAAAUGAUAAUCUGUUAGCAAUGAUUUGCGUGAUAAUACAUGACGGACUUAUUGCGAUUGUAAAUGUUGAUGUUGAACACCUCGCUAUUUUUUACGCAAAGCCUUAUUUAUUUGUUAUAUCUGAUUGAAUUAUAUCUGAAUUGAAUGUGUCAAAGUUAUUUUUAAUUUAUGUUAGUUUUUCUCUUCCUCUUUUUUUCAAAUUUCAAAUGAUUGAUAAUUAUUGUAUUAUUUACAGUUGUCAAUUUUUCACAAGGAAAAGUACAAGCUAACUUUACUUGCUAAACCAAAGAAUAUUAAAGAAAUAUCCUUUAAUAAUCAACUCGUGCAAAAAUAGCGAGGUAUUGAGAGUCGAUAUAAUAGAUAUAGAGAGUCGCAAUAGAAAGCAGUUAAUAUAUUGCUUUGUAAGGAAUGUACAGGAACAACAGUAUGGCUAUAGAUUGUGAUUUAGACAAAACAGAAAAAGAAAGAUUAGUGAAGAGAUUUUGUAAGCCUGACGAGACUUUGUGAAGACAGAAUCUUAAUAACAAAAAAAAAAGGGAAAAAAAAGAAAAGAAAAUCGAAGAUUGCAUUCUUAGAUUCUUUCUUCGCACUAUUUCGUUGUCUUAGAUAUUUCAUACUUAUUACGUUCCUCACUCGAAGGAAUGUAAAUAUUCAUCGCCGAAUAUUCUUGGCCCGUAAAUUGAUCGCCAAACUUCGUUGCAGAGGAAAAUUUGGCAAUUAAUUUUGGAAGUUUAAUUUAUAGCUAUGUCCAAUGAAAAUUUUUAAGUAGGUCAUUAUAUAAUAGUAAAAACUCCCCACGAUGCGAUUCAAUUCGCUCGAUUCGGGAUAGAUAGAUGGAAAAUUGCAUACUUGUAUUAUAUUAGAACUAUAUCCUUACAUAUAAAUGCGCAAGAUGUUGUAAGUUUCUUUUCUAAGUAAAAUAGUAGUCUUAUUAUAUUAAUUAAGAGUCGUUUUUCCUGACUCCAAGUACGUUACGCAUUUAAUAAUGCCUUAUUUCCGGCUGUGUUUUAAUUGAUAUGUUCUCUUUCAUUUCCUUUCACAUAUGCAUCGUCAGCAUGAAGAUGUCAUAGAGAGAUAUGUCAUAUACACAUUCAUAUUUUUUCACAUAAUAAUUUAACAUUCUUAAAUCCUCCAGUUUUGACAACUUACUUCAUCAAAGUCAAUUUUAUCGAUGCUACAUUUUGUUAAUGAUUGUUCCGCGAGAUAAAUCCAUCAACUAUCUCUACAACGAAACGAUCGAUUUAAAUAAGAGGAAACAAACGCGUACACACACACAUUCACAAAUGCAGUGAAAUAUCUGCUAAAUAUUUAUAUUCGUCUUAUUAUCCUGUAAAUAGUUCUCUACCUGCAUAAUGUAGUAAGUAAAUAUAAUACCCUAUUAUGUAAGUUAUAAAGUAAGUUAGUUUAUAAAGAAUGAUAGAGUAAUAUUGAUAUUAUCAACAGACUGUAAAUAAAAUUAUUUUGUAUGCCAAAAGAAACCAAAUGAGAGUAAAUUACUUCGGUGCACAGUAUCACGCAUAGUUGAAUGCGUACAAGAGACGCGUAUAUAUGCACGAACACACACGAAUCAAAUGCUCUUUAAAGAUGUAUAGUUACGCGCAAUUAUCUGCAAAAUCAAUGUAUAUGUGCGUGAUGAUUUGUGUCGAUCGAUAAUACGUGCCGAUUAUACUUUGUUAAGCGGUAUACGAUAUCAUAGUAUAUUAAAAUACAUUCGUUCGGACGAUCGUUUAACCAUAUUUUUUUUUUAAAUAACGAUCGACUUAAGUUAAGCCUGACUUAAAUGUCAAUUACAUAAAAAGUUAAGUAUAAAAUUAUAUUACGUGCGCAUUGUAUCCAGCAACAAGAUAAGAGAAAGAGAUAUGAUAACUAUUGCGUUUUUUAUAUGUAUAUAUAAGAAGCAUUUUUUUAUUAUCGAAAGGUUUAUGUAUUGAAAGCCGAAAAGAAUCCAAUAUUAGAUUGAUUAUCGUCGAUUAACGUUGGAUGAAUUUUCAUUAGGAUGUUUUUUUUUCGCUCUGUCGUGAAUGAUUUGCACGCAUAACUGCAUGUUUUAUUCCUCCUCUUUUUUUGUUCUUUUUUAGUAUGCGAAUAUUUGUGUUCCUCAAUCGACAUACGCGGAACGCGUACGACGAAUCGUAUCUAUCGACAAUAUCGUAUAUGAUCUGAAAACGAAUUAAUGCAAAAAUGCAUUAUUACGGCAAUGUCCUUCGUCGUACGAUGAAAUAGAUUGUCAAGCGACGAUCGAAUAAUCGGCGCAAUAAAAUCGCAGUGCUGCGUUUCGCAUAAUAUGGCGGGAAUAUUUUUAAUUCUUAUUACGGUAGAAAAUAUAGCGGAACGGCAAGUCUAUUUUAUCGCGCCGAUGCAAUAUUUUUGGCGAAAGUUAUCGAGAGAAGAAGAGAAAAGAGAGUACGAUAGAACUAGAUUAUAUUUUUUUUAGCAAUUUUCUUUCGUUAAUAACACUUUUCGUUAUCCUCUCGGUUGCCUAGACAUUUAUAGUUAAUUCAUUUUGCUAGUAUAUGUAAUUAUCACAAUUAUGGGAUCAAUACGAGCUAUUGUAUGAAGCGUUACAUGCAACUCAUGAUAAAAAUAAUAUAAUAUUAUAAUUAUAUAUAUAAUAUUUUCAUUUUCUUCUUUUUUUUUCUUGCAUAUAAAAAAUGUAAUGAAAAUUUGCUCACAUAAUUGUGGAAAAUUUUUGACAAAAUAUUUAUCAACGGUAAUAGAUUCUAUUAAUUGCAGUCGAAAAAGAUAAAUAUUUUUUAUAUAUUUAAUUAAUAUUAAUAUAUUAAUAUUAAUUAUUUUCUUAUAUAAAUACUUAAAACGCUGCUUCAUCCAAUAGCUCGUAUCUAAAACCAUAAAGUAACGAGGACAUUGUCCGAAUAUUAAAUUGCGAGUGCGUUAAUGAAACGGACGGCUAAUUACGCCCUUAGGAGGAAUGGGCGACUAGUGAAAGUUAAUAGGAAUCUUGUCCACAAUACUGUACAUAAUAACUUUAGUUAUAAGGAUUUAGAGGAAAAAAAAUAACAACCUGUACACAGCGAGAGGAAGGAAUGUAACUCAUUAUUACCGCUCGUAAACCGUGUGCGUUUUGCGAUUUGCCGUGAAUGUCCUCGAUCACGGUCAAACAAACUUUUUCAUUUUAUUCGCACGAGACAUUAUCAUUAUAUAAUGUACGCUAGUAAUACAAAAGUGUGACAUUUUUUUUUCAAAUUUACCUCAGAACCAUAAUAGAACCGCCGUCACUUCGGUUUAUUUUUACUUUUUAAUUCAGAGUUAUGAUUCAUGACUCCAAAUUGUAGACAUGGUUCAAAUUUGAAUUUUUGGCGCGAUCGAGGACCCGGUUGAACCGAGCCGAGUUUGCCUUUAAGGCGGCGUUCAAAAAAAGUUAUCCUCAAUAAAGAGAGAAACAAAGGAUCAUUAAAGCAUA